AUGACGGCUUCCCAGAAGUUCUCCACGACUUUCCGGCGAAAUCCUUCGCUUGCUAAGACGUUGAUUGUUUUCGCCGUCAGCGGUGGGGGUCUUGUGGCAUUCGCUGAGGCUAAAUCAAACAACGGAAUAAAUGCUGUCAAUUCAACUGAGGCUGAUAACAAGAAGAAAAGAGUUGUGGUACUUGGAACUGGUUGGGCUGGAACUAGCUUCUUGAAGAACCUGAAGAACUCGUCUUAUGAUGUUCAGGUGAUAUCACCACGUAACUUUUUCACAUUCACCCCAUUACUGCCAAGCGUGACCUGCGGGACCGUAGAACCUCGCAGUAUUGUAGAGCCAAUACGCAACAUUGUGAGAAGAAAAAAUGUUGUUAUUCACUAUUGGGAAGCAGAGUGCUUCAAGAUUGAUGCAGAGAACAAGAAAGUUUACUGUCGAUCUAAUCUGGCUGGCAACGAAAAAGAAACCGAGGAGAUUAUUGUCGACUAUGACUACCUUGUGAUUGCCACUGGAGCCCGUGCCAAUACAUUUAACAUUCCUGGAGUGGCUGAAAAUUGCCAUUUCCUGAAGGAAAUAGAAGAUGCUCAGAGAAUCCGAAGGACAAUUGUUGAUUGUUUCGAGAGGGCCAGUUUGCCUAACCUAACUGAUGAAGAAAGAAAGAAAAUCCUCCACUUUGUUGUUGUCGGUGGAGGUCCUACCGGCGUGGAAUUUGCAGCAGAGCUUCAUGAUUAUGUGAAUGAAGAUUUGGUCAAGUUGUACCCCAAGGCCAAAGAGGCAAUCAAGAUUACUCUUCUUGAAGCUACUGACCAUAUUCUUAACAUGUUUGACAAAAGAAUUACGGCUUUUGCCGAGGAGAAAUUUCAGAGGGAUGGGAUCGAUGUUAAAACCGGGGCGAUGGUCGUCAAAGUAUCGGAAAAAGACAUAUCCACCAAAGAAUUGAAGAACGGCGGGGCCGUGUCCACUAUGCCAUAUGGAAUGGUUGUGUGGUCAACCGGAAUUGGAACUCGCCCUGUCAUAAUGGACUUUAUGAAGCAAAUUGGUCAGGGUAACAGACGCGUACUAGCGACAGAUGAGUGGCUGCGAGUAGAAGGAAGUGACAGCAUAUACGCACUCGGAGAUUGUGCCACUAUAAAUCAACGCAAAGUCAUGGAAGAUAUAUGUGCUAUAUUCAAUAAAGCCGAUAAAGACAGCUCCGGGACACUUACUGUAAGGGAGUUCCAAGAGGUGCUUGAUGACAUAUGUGAGAGGUAUCCACAAGUAGGACUUUAUUUAAAAAAUAAACGGAUGAGCAGUUUAGUUGAUCUGUUGAAAGAAUCCAAAGGAGAUGCUGUGAAAGAAUCUGUUGAAGUGAAUCUCGAGGAAUUCAAGUUGGCUCUUUCCCAGGUCGAUUCUCAAAUGAAGAACCUCCCGGCAACUGCCCAGGUUGCCGCACAGCAAGGCUCGUAUCUUGCCGACUGUUUCAACCGCAUGGAGGAGUGUGAGAAGAAUCCGGAAGGGCCCUUACGCUUCAGGGGUGAAGGACACCAUCGAUUUCGCCCUUUCAGGUACAAGCAUUUUGGACAAUUUGCUCCGUUGGGAGGAGAGCAGACAGCAGCCCAGCUUCCGGGAGAUUGGGUCUCGAUUGGCCACAGCACUCAGUGGCUUUGGUAUUCUGUGUAUGCCAGCAAGCUAGUGAGCUGGCGUACUAGGGCACUUGUGAUAUCCGACUGGGCAAGACGUUUCGUUUUUGGAAGGGACUCAAGUGGUAUUUAA
Messenger RNA from Striga hermonthica, 1746 nucleotides. The record is from the annotation of a GenBank genome assembly. Lineage: Eukaryota; Viridiplantae; Streptophyta; Magnoliopsida; Lamiales; Orobanchaceae.